AUGUCUACAGCUAAGGAGACCAAGGAAAACGACGACGUAAAGCGACAAGGUAAACCAGAUUCAAGAGAUCCAGAGACAGCAGCACAGAACACUGAAGGAAAGCCCGGGACGUUCGAGGAUUCAAAAGGCUAUACCCAACUAGAUCUGGCACAUCUCACUGAGGUCACUGCCGCAGGCAAUGACCACGCAACUAGUGACAAUGCGAACGAAGAUGAUGAAAGCGCGUUUAACCGACCCGUGCUUCACCAAAAGAUCAAAGACAUGGUUCUUUCUUUGAUUGCACAGCACUUCCGAAACGAGGAGUCUCAACAAAACGCAGAUGAGCAACUUGACAUCGUUCGCGGCAAAGCCAAUCGCUGGGGUUGUAUUCUUCUCCUUGACGAGGCUGAUAUUUUUCUUGCAUCGAGAAUAAGAGAUGAUUUCACGAGGAACGGGCUGGUUGCCGAGUAUUAUGCCGGAAUCUUGUUCCUAACUACGAACCGAAUUGGCGAUUUCGACGAAGCAUUUAUUUCUUGGAUUCACAUGAGUCUUUAUUAUCCACCUCUGGAUGAAAUUGCCACCAACCGGAUCUUCAAGCUUAACUUUGACUUGAUUCGGGAUAGGUACAAGGAGAAUGGGCGACCUAUUGAUAUUGAUGACUCUGGCAUCUACAGCUUUGUUACAAAGUUCUGGGUGGAAAAUCAGCAGGCUCGGUGGAAUGGACGACAAAUUCGAAAUGCCUGCCAGACGGCCUUAGCCCUAUUAUCUGAAUUUGAGGCCUUACCAAAAGAUAAGAGAUUCGACCUCAAAUUCAAAUCACAGGCCAAGGUACACCUUAAACACUCAAAUAUUGAAACGGUCUCGGACGCCUACCUUGAGUUCGUCAAGUAUCUUAAGGCUAUCCAUGGCACUGAUCAAGAAACUCACGCUAAGGAGUUGGGUAUUCGGGCUAUCGAGCAAGUAUUUGACUCUAUGAUGAAUGAGAGGGUUUCAAGAGGAGGCAAUUCAGCCCCUCAAGAAAGACUACAGAACCAGAAUCCCAGACAGGCCACCCCCAACCACGCAGACAUAUUCAUUUUUGAGCACCAUAGCGGAGCCCCCUACAAUCCGCCUGGGCCUGCAUAUAGGAAUCCAAGCCCUUCAUCAGGAACGGGGUAUUCAAGCCAUGGAUACCAGUCAGACAACCCCUUCCUUCAAGCACCACAUGCAUCUUCUGGAUAUGGAGCCACUCAGCAAUAUCCCAGACAUACGCAGUCAGUGUCGCCAGAAGGGUCAUCCGCCCACCCGCCUGAACUUCCUCGACCGCAAUACUAUCCUCAAGGCCAAUGGUCUGGCAUAUCUAGCGAUCCUCGCUUCGCCCAGUCGAUACCCGGACAGGGAACCGUACCACCAUAUCAGGGCUGGCGUUCGGAAGCAUAUCCAGUCGCCGGACAAGCGAUAGCAGAAACCACAGGCCUAAACCUAACAUCGAUACCGAUCUCCCACAGCGCUGAGGACCCCAAUAUUCAACAUGGUGCUCCAAACAACCUCCAGUAA
Daldinia decipiens is the source of this 1515-nucleotide messenger RNA. RefSeq lists its product as uncharacterized. The transcript has 4 exons. The coding region runs from base 1 to 1515 and encodes 504 amino acids. The record is from RefSeq and is a predicted model, not a curated record. NCBI's taxonomy places the organism in Eukaryota, Fungi, Ascomycota, Sordariomycetes, Xylariales, Hypoxylaceae.